This is a messenger RNA of Phoenix dactylifera (date palm), 2751 nucleotides long. RefSeq lists its product as uncharacterized. The record is from RefSeq and is a predicted model, not a curated record. Lineage: Eukaryota; Viridiplantae; Streptophyta; Magnoliopsida; Arecales; Arecaceae.
GCUCUGAUUCCAGCGCGCCCUCUCCAGAGCCCAAAUCAUCCAAAUCCCUAAUUUGCAAGCGCGCACCGUCGUGUAUUUUUGGAAACAAUUCUAAGAUUCUCUUGCAUUUUCCAUCUCACCCAAUCCGAGUACGUCUCCAGCCCUCCAUGCUGCUACCGUUUACACACGCGCAGUCUCUCUCUCUCCCCCGCUCUUGUAUAAUGCUGUCGGAGUGACGCCGUAGAAGAUAGACUAUGACGAGUUUCGCCGGCGGCGGCUUCCUCCCAGCGAGGAACCGGGCGAUGCUCUCCCCCAAAACCCUGGCCUCGCCGCCGGACUCCGAACUCCAUCCCACCAGGAAGCCCCGCCCAUGCCGGCGAGUCAGCAACGCGGCAUUUCCUUCGGCUGCCGGAUCCCGCCCAAGGAAGGGCGGCGCCGGCUUAGGUGGUCGGAGAAGUGGUCCCUCCACUCCCCUCCUCCGGUGGAAGUUCGACGACGCGGAUCAUUCCACCAAGCCCCUGCAGGAAUCCUCCGGGAAGCCCCGCCGGAGGGCUAAGACUGCUGCCGGAGCGGCACCGCCCGUCUCGGUGAGGAAGAUCGCUGCCGGGAUCUGGCAUUUGUGGCCUCCUCAAGUUAGCGGCGGCGGUGGCGGAGGGGAAACAAGGCGAGCUCGGGUAGCACUUGAGCCUGUUCCUGGCCAUCUGCAAGUCUCAUCACUUUGUAAACCAGAUAGCACAAAUCUCCAUACUACUGCGAAGAAUGAGUUGAUGAGUCCUAUUUCGGUAUUGGAUCUGAAGAAUGGCGAUACGAACAAGCUCAAACCUUCUGCUGCGUUGCCUAGCUCUGCUAUGGAGAGGGCAACUAAAUGGGAUCCUGGGAGCUCAAAAGCAUCAGAUGAGCUCUAUCGGUUCUGUGGUCACUUGAAUCUACUUGAAGGCAAUCAGGUGACUGCAGUUUCCGUUGUUUCUACUCUCCGGGCAGAGCUUAAGCAGGCUUAUGACCGCAUUAGUGAGCUUGAGACAGAACGACAAUCAGCGAAGAAAAAACUUGAUCAUUUCUUGAGCAAGCUUGCAGAGGAGAAGGCAUUGUGGAGGAGCCGAGAGCAUGAGAAAGCCCGGGCUAUAAUUGAUGGCAUGAAGGAUGACUUCAACAGAGAGAAGAAAAACCGGCAGCGGAUGGAGAUUGUGAAUUCCAGGCUGGUCGAUGAACUUGCAGAGGCUAAGUUAUCUGUGAAACGACUCUUGCAAGACUAUGAGAAGGAACGGAAGGCUCGUGAGCUCAUAGAAGAGAUUUGCAAUGAACUGGCAAAAGAGAUCGAAGAGGGCAGAGCUGAGGUUGAAGCCAUGAAGAGAGAAUCCAUGAGGAUCCGAGAGGAAGUGGAAGAGGAGAGGAGGAUGCUACAGAUGGCUGAGGUAUGGCGAGAGGAGAGGGUUCAGAUGAAGCUCAUAGAUGCAAAGAUCACUCUGGAAGAUAAGUAUUCACAGUUGAGCAAGCUACAAAAGGAUAUAGAGGCUUUCCUGAAAGCACAAAAUGCUGCAAACUCAGACAAUGCAGCGAUAGAAGCUGCGGCUUCGCUCCAAAUAAAAGCCAACUCAGUUAUGCUCCAAGAGAUCAAGGGGUUCACUUUCCACCCUCCACUUGCCUCGGAGGACAUCCGUUCAGUCUUCGAAGAGCACCAUCCGAGAGAAGAAAUCAAUGAAAGAGAGAUAGUACCAUGCUCUGGAUAUGGGCCGAGCAGCCAUGCCUCCAAAAUCCACAUGGCGAAUGCUGAGACUGAUGUGUUCUUAGAAAAAGCAACUAUGCAAUGCGCAAAUGGAGCAAUAGAUACAAAUGGUGGUAAGGAAGAUGAUAGUGGUUGGGAAACACUGAGUCAUGAUGAGGAGCAGAGUUUAAGAAAUUCACCAGAAGGGAGUGUUCCAUCGGUCAAAGGGAUUUAUGAAGAAAGUAAUGCAUCAUCCAGUGGAACAGAAUGGGAGGAGAAUGGCGUUGAUGGCGAGCUAAAUAAUGAAAUCGGUGAUGUUCAAAACAGAAGACAUCCAAGAAAAAAUGUAUCCUCCAUAUCCAGGCUAUGGAGAUCCUCAUGUCCAAACAACGGUGAAAAUUGCAAGAUGAUACCAGUUGAAUUAACAAAUGGAAGGCUGUCGAAUGGAAAGAACUCCAAUGGAACCUUUUCUCCCAACAGGGGAUCAGGUGAGGUAGGUCUUAGCCCACCAAGCAUGGGUCACUGGAGCUCCCCUGACUCCCCGAAUCCUCAUUUAUCUCGAAGGAUGAAAGGAUGUAUUGAAUGGCCACGAGGUGCGCACAAGCAUAGCUUGAAGGUGAAGCUUUUGGAGGCAAGGAUGGAGAGCCAAAAGAUUCAGCUGCGGCAUGUCCUUCAACAAAAAAUUUAGCGUCACCAUUACUCUGGAAUCUAUGAAUCCAACUUAUGGGGUGACACCUGAUCAUCAGAGACCGGAUUCAAGCAACAAAGAACAUAUCUUUUCUUCACUGAGGCAGACUUUAUCGACAUUGCUGGGGUCUCUGAAGACAUUGUCUGCCUUGUGGGCUGGCUACAUUUACUUUUGCUACCAUGUUUUAUGCUGAUGCGAUGCCUUUGAUUCUCUGGUGAGAGUCCCUUGGCUCCAUCAACUGCAACUUUGUAGUGUAACCUUACUGCAUUAGGCAGCUAAUAUGGAGUUUUGUUGAAUUAUAGCAUGUUGUAUAUGUUGUUAAAGUAUAAAAAUUAGAUUUGGGAUCAGUACUUUUAAUGCAUUAACACCUUUGACCAGUUAA